Molecule: messenger RNA, 849 nt
Organism: Talaromyces atroroseus
Lineage: Eukaryota; Fungi; Ascomycota; Eurotiomycetes; Eurotiales; Trichocomaceae
Product: RNA polymerase 2 subunit A C-terminal domain phosphatase ssu72
Exons: 1
Coding region: 1-849 (282 amino acids)
Biological process (GO): termination of RNA polymerase II transcription
Cellular component (GO): nucleus; mRNA cleavage and polyadenylation specificity factor complex
Molecular function (GO): RNA polymerase II CTD heptapeptide repeat phosphatase activity
Source: RefSeq, a predicted model, not a curated record
AUGGCCGCGAAUUCUCAGAUCGAGACGGCGGUGACGCCUACUCCAGAGGUUUUGACCCCCACGGAGGCCGUACACUCCAUAGAACAACAGCAGCAGCAGCGCGACGGAUCGUCAUCAUCAUCAGAUGGAGAGACAUCCUACAAACUCAAAUUCUGCACCGUAUGUGCAUCGAACAACAACAGAUCAAUGGAAGCACACUACCAGCUUUCGUCGGGUUCGUAUCCAGUGAUUUCGUUUGGAACCGGCUCGCUAGUGCGUCUACCGGGACCCUCAAUCACGCAGCCCAACGUUUUCAACUUCGACUCCACAUCGUACAAUCAGAUGUACGAGGAUCUCUACACCAAGGACCAGCGGCUCUACCGCAAUAAUGGCAUUCUGAACAUGCUGGACCGAAACAGGAAUCUGAAAUGGGGCCCAGAGAAGUUCCAGCACUGGGUUCCAGGCCAACCGCGUCUGGAUCAUAUCGCCAAGGGGGAUAAGGGAAGCUUGGGCACUGAAGCAGGUGUUGUAGAUGUCAUCAUCACCUGCGAAGAGCGAUGCUGGGACGCUGUUGUUGACGAUUUACUCAACAGGGGUUCUCCCUUAAAUCGGCCGGUGCAUGUGAUCAAUAUUGAUAUCCGUGACAAUCAUGAAGAGGCUUUAUUGGGAGGCAAGGCUAUACGUGACUUGGCCGAUAGUCUGAAUACGGUAGCUAACGAAGAGCGCCGGUUGAGUAAUGAUCCUGCCUCCUGGGAUCAAGGUGCUGGGGAGGCGAGGCAAAGCUUCGAUGAGAAAGUACCGGAGAUUCUUGGUGCAUGGCAGGAGAAAUAUCCCCAUUUACCGGCGCUGUGGACGUUGUCAUGGUUUUAA